AUGGCAAUACCACGCACCAGUGGACUUGAUGAUUCAUCGAUAAAUACGUUUAUAGCGUGGCGUCUUUCUAAAGUUGGCGUAUCUGUCAUAUUAUUGACAAAUAAUGAAUCUCCAAUUAACUGGAUAUCUCAAACGUUUGGAUCAGAAAGCUAUUCGCCACAUUUAACGGUGAAAUCCGUAGACCAGCUUAUGAGCGCAUGGGAUACAGAAAAUAAGCUCGAUUAUUUAUUGUUAUAUUCCCCAAGUUUGAUCGAACUUAAAUCUCUUGUUACCGAGAUUAAGCCUUUGGUAGGAGAAAGCUCUACGAUAAUUGUCAAUUCGAAUUUCUCAAUCCAUUUGGAGCCAGUAGUAUACUCGGCACUACCCAAUAGUAAUGUGUUUUCUCUUUAUAGUUCUUUGGGGAUCAAGAAAGUCCAGGACUACCUAGUGAUGACCAGGGAGUCGAAUUUAUCGAUUUUCUUGGGAUUGAGUAUCCAUCAUAAUGAUCAAAUGGUGCCGCAAUCCAGUAUCGCAGUAUUGAACUCCAAGAAGGUCAGAUCGCCGUUAGGAAAAUUUAUAGCGCUUUUGAAGAAAUCAGGAGUGAAAUCAGUGUUCAAAGUGUCAACAGUUUCUCGCACCCGUUUUGCAACCCUUUUGUGGAAGCGCUUGAUUCAUUUGAUUUGUUUUGAUUGUUUUGCAGCUUUAUUCAGGAUUGUAGAUAUGAAAAAGUUAUUCACCGAUCCUCUAGUGUCACCAUUAAUUCAAAAUAUCAUGAAUGAGAUAUUAGUUUUGGCUUACAAAUGUGGCAACAAGGACUUAAAGCCUUCACAUAAAGAUGCCAUUUUUAAGAAGAUGAUGGAUGAGUUUACCGAAGAGUCCGAUGCGCCAAUGGAGCAUUAUACCAUAGUAUUACCACCAUUUAUCAAAUAUUCUUUAGUUUUGUUCAAUUACUACAGCGGCCAGGGAGUACCAACCGAUUUAAUUUUGGUGCAGCUAAUAAUGUUAUCGAUGUCUCUUAGAACAUCAGUGCCUACUAUUCAAUUUUUAUAUGCUUCUUUGGUAUCUCAGUUAAAAUAUACUGGAGUUGCUUUGUCAACAGUGAAGAAUUCUAUUGUUAAUUCACCAUCAGUCCAAACUGUUACUCAUACCAUUGACGAGCCGAUGACCCCAAACCAAUCAAAUGAUGAUACGAGGACCAGCAAUAAUGAAAUUCAUUAUUCACAAAGAAAAGCAUUACAAUCUGCUACUAGUGGUAUCGAUAGUGGAAUUGAAGAUUUCUAUAUUAGUGAUAGCUCUUUGUUUUUCGAGGCCACUGAAAAAAUUGAUAGCUUGGUGAGUGAUGAACAAGGAGUAAAUGAUGUAAUAGAGGAGUCAGUUCAAGACCCUGAUGAUUCCCUGAUAUUGCGUGCGUUACCAUUUUCUAAUACUUUACAAACUGAUGACGAGAGCGCGGAUAGAUUAAGAAUGGUGAAUGAGGCGUUUUCGGAAGUCCCAGUGAUGCAAAUAAUUGCUGCCCAGAGCGGCAGAAUGAGGGAUGUGAGAUUUCAUGGGGAUGUGGAAGAAGAAUUACCAGAAACUAAUAUCAAUGUCACUGGGGAUUAUACCAGAUCUAGCACCGCUGCUCAUGGGUUUACUAACACUAUUGGCAAUUCUUCACAAUCGAAAUAUAAUAUUUCGAAUUCCCGGUAUGGGGAUCCUAAUAAACUGUACAAGUUUUCUAGGAAUAAAGAUUCCCACGUUUUAUUUAAAGACUACAAAGAUCUAAUUGACAGUUUGCAUUCAAGCGGUUUCAUCGACGAUACGAAUGGUCGAUAUGGGGUUUAUGAUUCAUUUUCUUCGUCUUUAAAGAAAUAA
Messenger RNA from Saccharomycopsis crataegensis, 1833 nucleotides. RefSeq lists its product as uncharacterized. The transcript is spliced from 3 exons. The coding region runs from base 1 to 1833 and encodes 610 amino acids. Lineage: Eukaryota; Fungi; Ascomycota; Saccharomycetes; Ascoideales; Saccharomycopsidaceae. The record is from RefSeq and is a predicted model, not a curated record. Gene Ontology annotation, cellular component: cytoplasm.